Microplitis demolitor is the source of this 3711-nucleotide messenger RNA. It is a transcript of the gene jub, whose product is annotated as Wilms tumor protein 1-interacting protein homolog. Gene Ontology annotation, biological process: response to hypoxia; negative regulation of hippo signaling; regulation of DNA-templated transcription. Gene Ontology annotation, molecular function: transcription corepressor activity. Gene Ontology annotation, cellular component: P-body; nucleus; transcription regulator complex. The record is from RefSeq and is a predicted model, not a curated record. The transcript is spliced from 5 exons. Lineage: Eukaryota; Metazoa; Arthropoda; Insecta; Hymenoptera; Braconidae. The coding region runs from base 546 to 3086 and encodes 846 amino acids.
GUCUCGCAUCUCGUAAACUCGUCUGUCGUAACGUUCCUCUAUUUUAUUAUUUUAUUUAAAAUAACCAGUAACUAUAAGUAUUAAUAUUUAAAAAUAACAUUCCUCAAUAAUUAUAUAACAAUUCAUUUAUUUAAUAAUAAUAAUAAUAAACUUCAUAUUUAUAUUAAACAAUAAACAGCCGGGGCGUAUCCCGAAUUUCUUAAUCGAUUUUCGAUCCCAAUUAUUUUAAAGAUUUUUUCUUAUAUAUAAUUAAAAUAUUAUCUUACAAGUUUUAAAUUUACGCUUCAUUCAAAUCAAAAGUGUGGUAAAAAAAUUAACACUCGUGAAAGAGGUAAAAUAAUAAAAAGUGAGUGAAAAAAAAUUUAAACAAAGGGUUGAGCAAUAAUUCAAUAAAAUGCAUAUAAUUAAAUUUAUUAAUAAUGAUAAUGAUAAUAAUGAAAUAAAAAAUAAGUGAGUGGGUUACAUGGUCGUAAGUUGUAGCGACAAGUCGUUAAAAAAUAUAUAAACUUGUAUAGAUAAAUAAAAUAUAUUAAAUUACGUAGCCAAUGUGUGACUCAGCAGACUCUUAUGUGCAAAAGCUCAAUUAUCUCCAUCUGAAUGACGAUGGAGACCGAGUUCCUGCCGGCGGAGGAGCUAUUGGAGUACCUGGACAUAUUGGGGGCUCUAAGCCCGAAGCUCAAGUCCCGGUGUCUGGUGAUCAGGUGAAGCAUCAUCACUAUUUGCAGCAGCACUACCAGCAGCAGCAGCAACAACUCCAUCAUCAGCAGCAGUACCAGCAGUAUUCGAGGUCCAACAGAUCGCUGAGUGCGAUUGAUAAUUACAUUGAUGAGCACACGCAGUCUUACGAACGCGAUGGGAGAUACCCGGGGUCCAAGUCAGUAGACGAGGACAGGAACCCAGUGUAUGAGAACAUCGAGUACUAUCCUGGACCAACCCAUCCUCCGUACUAUCAUUCCUUGGAGAAGAAAAGUCCGAAAGGAAGUCCGAGGACUUCGUUGGCUGGCGACUGCUACCUGGAGGCUUCAUUCAGAAAAGCUCAGCCCCAGGUACCCACGGGUAACAAAUACACGAUAUCGCCGGCUAAGGAACUGCCCCCUUACGAAGCGCCACCGGUUUAUGAAAACAUACAGGAAAUAAAUUAUCAUGAUGACGGACAAAAUAAACCAGGACCCCAGGUUCCUAAUUUUUACCCGGCUAGUAUUAACGGCGGGGAUUACGUCGUAAUGACUGGCAAAGUACAACGUCAGACGCGUGCGCCGUCUUACGAAGUGUCCUCUCUGAAUCCGCGGUACUCAACAUCAUCGUCUUCAUCUGGCGACUUGCAGGCGAGAGGAAGUGCGUACGUCCCACCCUCGGAGCUGCAACCGCAACCUCAGCAGCAGCUUCAGCAGCCACAAAACUCACGUAUGAAUCCGUACAAUGAUUCAUCGCCGCGUCAUGCUGAGACUCAUUACACGCGUAUGAGUAAUGAGCAUAUAGGAGGAGGAAGUGGGGUAGGAUCUGGAGUAGGAGCUGCAGGAUCUUACAGGUCGUUGAGCCAAGUUACUGAUCCAGGACAAUAUCGUAGUGAGAAUGGACAGUUUAAGUAUCCUAGUGAACCCAGACACUCACCUGUUUACGGGACGAGAUCCACGGACGCGCGUCAGUCAGGUUACACUCCAGCAAACCCACGUAAUAUCAUGCCGACGACUUGGAAUACUGGUGAGAGGUACAAUAGUUCGCCUAGUCGCGAGUAUCCAUCGCGGACGCCAGUUUAUUCACCGAAUCGCUCAAUAGAUAAGACAAAUGAAGGACAUGAGUCACCGUCGUCUAAUCGCAGCUCGCCCUUGUACGCGAUUCCUCAUGCUGGACGUGACCAGGCGAGAACAAGAGACCCAGUUGUUGGACCAGCCUCCAGCCAACCUGGACAAGCUACUAGUGGUUCUAUUGUGAGCUCUGGUCCAGGUUUGAAGCACCCGAGUAGUCCAGUUCAUCCUCCCCCAAGUCCCAAAGGACUUCAGGCUUCACAUCAACCAGUUUCGCUUCCCCCAAGUGCUCCAGUGACAUCCAGACCUGCUGCUCAUUACCCGCCUAGUCCAGUGCGUGGCCAAGUCCAGCCUCCAGUCACCAGCGCUACUGUUCCAAUCGAUGAUUUGGCAUCAGCUGUACCUCGCAUCACAAGUUUGCCUCCUGGAGUCACCAGUGGAGUCGCCGGACCGGUUUUCCUCAACGCAGGAGUUCCCGUUCUCCAAAAGCCACCCGCUGAGUUGAACACACCGGCAAUUGACAAGCGUCCAGUACCUUCUCCGAGCCCAACAACCAAAACCAUUCAAGGAAAGGGUUUGCUGCCGUACAGCGUCACUCCUGCGAGACCUUCGGGACCCACUGAAGCCGAGAGAAAAAUAGAGGAACUCACGCGGCAGCUAGAAGAGGAAAUGGAGAAGCAGGAAGAGGAGGGAGAGUACUUCGGAAUCUGUCAUACCUGCGGAGAAAAAGUUACUGGCGCCGGACAGGCUUGUCAAGCCAUGGGAAAUCUUUACCAUACCAAUUGUUUCAUUUGUUGCUCCUGUGGAAGAGCUUUAAGAGGCAAAGCUUUUUAUAACGUCCACGGAAAAGUGUACUGUGAAGAAGAUUACUUGUACUCGGGAUUCCAACAAACGGCCGAGAAAUGCGCGAUCUGCGGUCACUUGAUAAUGGAAAUGAUAUUACAAGCAAUGGGCAAGUCCUACCACCCAGGAUGCUUCAGAUGCUGCGUCUGCAACGAAUGCCUCGACGGCGUUCCCUUCACCGUCGACGUUGACAACAAAAUAUACUGCGUCAAUGAUUAUCACCGGAUGUUCGCACCCAAGUGCGCGUCCUGUGGCAAAGGGAUAACUCCUGUCGAAGGAACGGAAGAAACGGUACGAGUGGUGUCCAUGGAUCGAGAUUUUCAUGUCGAUUGCUACAUAUGCGAAGACUGUGGCAUGCAAUUGACCGAUGAACCGGACAAACGCUGUUAUCCAUUAGACGGACGGCUAAUGUGCCGAGCGUGUCAUAUCGAACGUAUAUCACUCACUCAACCACGUGCUCCGCAACCUGUUUCUGCAAGUUAUCAAUAUAUGGGUUAAAAACAAAUACACUUUAGUUUCUUUAAAUAUUUAGUUACACUACUUACGAUAAUUAAUUAUUAAUUACUCAGAUAAUUAAUGGUAAGAACAAAACUCAAAGAGCAAUUUUUUUUUUCUACAUUAAUGUUAAAUAUUUAUUUUAAAUUUAUUUAUUGAUUUGCUGUUUAUUUUUUUUAUCUAUCGAGAGCUUGUUGCGGAGACAGCUGUGAUAUAUUUUUUUUUAUUAAUUGUUUAGCAUAAUUAAUUAAUUAAUUUUGUUUUUAUAAAAUAACUAAUUUGUAGGGCCGAAAAAUUUGCUCUAUUAUUUUUUUUUUUUAAGGAAGAAAUUUUUCGAAGUCUUUUUAGUUGGCCAGGUCCCAGACCUGAAAACAAUUCAAAUUGAUAAAAACUUGUCUUUAUAAUUAUGAAAAUUUUAUGUGAAAAAAAAGUUAAUGACCUUACUAAUUAGUUAAUUAAUAAAUUUAAAGUAAAAUAUUUGAUAUCUUUAUGCAAAUAUGAUAAUUGCAAUAACUGAAAUUAAGAACAAAUGACAUAAUUAUUAGCACCAUUAAUGACAUUAUUUAUAAUUGUGUACAAACACGAUAUACCAUUAACUAGUUAAAUACUUAAAUAUAUAAUUAGUAAU